UCCUGUACUGUUUCUUCUCACGUCUCAGAGCUACCAGAGACUGUUCACUAACUUCAAGAUCAAUAAAGAGGAAAAGUUUUGGAUGCCAAGCAGCCACUGGGUCCCAUCACCCAAAGCCGUGUCUGUGCGGACUACAAACCUCCUUCCUGACUGAGAAGCUUUGCAGAGACUCCUGGGAAAAAGACUGCAUACAAACACAGGCCGCCUUUAAAACCUGAGUGGAACAGAAGGGGGAUUCAUCCAGGAAGCCCAGCUCAUCUGGAUCACUUGGCAAUUCAAGAAUCUGAAAGUUUAAAAACAGUCAUUCUAAGCAAAAUGGAGCUUCAGAAGAUGAAUGGACACAGCAGGGAUGAUGGGUUUGAUGCCAUUGAUGGGCUGGCUGAAAAUGAAGAGUUUCUCCCGCAUAAAACCACCGUUAAAAAAAAAGAAAUCCACUUCACAGAUUUUGAGGGGAAGACUUCGUUUGGCAUGUCCAUCUUUAACCUCAGUAAUGCAAUCAUGGGCAGUGGAAUUCUGGGUCUGGCUUUUGCUAUGUCCAACACUGGAAUCGUUCUUUUUAUAAUCCUCCUGGUGUCCAUUGCCAUCUUGUCUGCGUAUUCAAUCCAUCUGCUGCUAAGAUCUGCUGGCAUUGUCGGUAUUCGAGCAUAUGAGCAGCUCGGCAACCAUGCUUUUGGCAACCCUGGAAAGGUGAUCGCUGCUUGUAUCAUAACCGUACACAACAUUGGAGCGAUGUCCAGCUAUCUUUUUAUAGUAAAAUCGGAGCUGCCACUGGUUAUACAGGCUUUCCUCGGUAAACAUGACAACACGGGAGAGUGGUUCAUGAAUGGAAACUACUUGAUCAUCAUUGUUAGUGCUGUCAUCAUUUUUCCUCUAGCACUCAUGAAACAGCUUGGCUAUCUGGGCUACACCAGUGGCUUCUCCCUGUCUUGCAUGGUGUUUUUCCUCAUCGCGGUCAUAUACAAAAAAUUCAACAUCCCAUGUCCGUUUAAUGAGGAGCCGCACCAUAACAUAACCUCUUCUCACCUCCUCAACUCCACCAUGAACAGCACUGACUGUGAGGCCAAAGCAUUCACCAUGAACUCACAGACAGCAUACACCAUCCCAAUUCUGGCUUUUGCUUUUGUCUGCCAUCCAGAGGUUCUGCCGAUCUACACUGAGCUACGAGAUGCCACCAAAAGCCGAAUGCAGAAAGUUGCCAAUAUUUCCAUACUGGCCAUGUUUGUGAUGUACCUGCUGACCGCCCUUUUCGGUUACCUCACCUUUUACACUGCGGUGGAAUCUGAGCUGUUACACACCUACGUGCGAGUGGACCCUCUGGAUGUCCUGAUUCUGUGCGUCCGUCUGGCCGUGCUGAUCGCCGUCAUUCUGACCGUCCCUGUAGUUCUCUUCCCGAUUCGACGGGCUGUGCUUCAGAUUUUGUUCUACGACAAACCCUUCCACUGGGCCAGGCACAUAGGCAUCGCAUUUGCCCUGGUGUUUCUGGUUAAUCUGCUUGUUAUAUUUGUACCCUCCAUGAAAGACAUCUUUGGCCUCAUCGGAGCCACAUCUGCCCCCAGCCUCAUAUUCAUCCUUCCCGCAAUUUUUUACAUCCGCAUUGUUCCAGAGGAGCAGGAACCAUUGAAGUCGAGACCUAAGAUUCAGGCCGCGUGCUUCGCUUUAUUGGGGUUCAUUUUUAUGGUGAUGAGCCUGACGUUUAUCAUCGCAGACUGGGUGAUGGGAGAACCGAUUAAAGGCGGACACUAGCUGUGCGCUGGACGUCAUGACUGAACGGAGGUACUGCGGGCAGAAUGUCGACCGAAAAUCUCCUGUUAUACUCUUCAAUCUGUCCAAUUUCAAACUCGACCAAAAAAAUUAAAAAAAAGGGAUGAUGUGAAAACCUCCACCAACAUCAAACACAAUCCGGCAGGGAAAGUUGUGUGGUAAAGGUUGAAAGGCGAC
Messenger RNA from Oryzias melastigma (Indian medaka), 1938 nucleotides. RefSeq names its product sodium-coupled neutral amino acid transporter 3. Lineage: Eukaryota; Metazoa; Chordata; Actinopteri; Beloniformes; Adrianichthyidae. Gene Ontology annotation, molecular function: L-glutamine transmembrane transporter activity; glycine transmembrane transporter activity. The transcript has 17 exons. Bases 316 to 1743 code for a protein of 475 amino acids. The record is from RefSeq and is a predicted model, not a curated record. Gene Ontology annotation, biological process: glycine transport; L-histidine transmembrane transport; serine transport.